Molecule: messenger RNA, 3173 nt
Organism: Schistocerca gregaria
Lineage: Eukaryota; Metazoa; Arthropoda; Insecta; Orthoptera; Acrididae
Exons: 5
Coding region: 282-3104 (940 amino acids)
Molecular function (GO): protein dimerization activity
Source: RefSeq, a predicted model, not a curated record
GUAGAUUUAUUAGGUAAACCCGGUCAACUAUUCAUCAUAUAUUUCUAAUUCUCUGCGAAACUUCGAGACACCUCGUCACGAAGGGACAAUCACGUCUUUUUGGCGCUUAAUUUGGUCGUGUGCUCGACUUGUUGCAUGCCUUGGCAAAUUCCUUUUUUAAAGGGAAAAUUUGUUGCCGAGAGUUGAAAGAGAAUCAGAGUUGUUUGUAACGUUGGGUUCAAAUGAAACAGAGAUAACGGAUUGUGAAGUUUAUCCAGAUAGAGAAAGCAGAUUUGUUAGGGAUGAUCAAUUCCAGUGAGGUGAGUGAUGGUCACGCUUCGCCAGGUGUGGGUGGUGGGUUGUAUGAACAGACGGUUGGGGCGAGCGCGAAGCUGGAGAGUGAUUACAUAGUUCACCCGAUGAUGCACCGAGGAGGCGUACCGAAUUUGAGGAAUGGAGGUGCGGUUGGGAUGAUGAAGGAUUUGAAUGGUAGUUAUAUGUAUUCAGGUAGGAUGAUGGCGACAAGCGAGUUUCCUCGAGGAAAUCCGAGUUGUAAGGUAUCUAAUACAGUGAGUCUCUCAUUGCCGGUAGGUGUGAGCAACUCGGGUCCCGUGUCGUCUUGUCCUGGAGUUGCUGGGUUUCGGAGGCCCGUUUUGAAGCAGGUGAUGAUGCAUCAGGCGCCGGUGGUGCCUGGUUUGAAUAUGUUUGUGCCUGCGGACACCGAGAAAAAGGGGGGGGACUUUUUGUUGAAGAGCUAUUUUACCGGAGACGCAUCGCUUGGUGGGAACAAGGCGGACGCGGUCAACAAGGGGGGGGGCGAUUGCAACAACGCGGAGAAUUUUAACCCGAACUCGCAGAUGGAGGCGGUGAUGGAGGACCAGUCGAUUGCCGAGAGUCAGAGCGUGAAGCCCGCUAAGCCCGAGGAAGCGACGGACCAGCUUCACGUGAGGCGGAUGGGUGUGAAGUCGGCGAGCAUGAAUUUCCAGAGGAAGGGUUACCACCACGGCUUGACGGAUCACUAUUACACGCACGAGAAGCUUCACGUUUGCGGGGCGCUGUCCGAAAACAAGAAGAAGAGGACCGAGGAGAUGAGACAGCGACACAACAAGAUUUCGCAGAAGGGCCGACAGAAGAUCAACGAGGAGAUUGUUCGGUUGAGGUGCUUGCUUCCGGAGUGCCGAGAUUCGGAGGUGUCCGGGUCGAAGUCGACGGUGUUGACGUACAACAAGGCGGCGAUUUUGCAGAGCGCGGUGAGGUACUUGGAGAAGUUGACGGAGUACACGAUGGCCGUGUGGACGCAUUUGGCGGACGUCGAGAAGGAGAAUCGUCGUUUUUGGCAGGUGAUGCAGCAGAUGUCAGCGAAGAUAGCGCAGGUUACGAAUUGUUCUUUGGAAGAGGUGUUGAAGGCGUACGAUUUGUCGGUGCAGCCGAAGGACAACUGUUCUUGCGUAUUGGUGGGUUCCAGGCAUCCGUCCCCGCCGCCGGUGGCGUUUUCCGACGCGGGCGCGCAGCACGAGGACAGCUGCGCGGCGACGGGGCCCGCGCCGGAGUUGAUGUCGUCGUCGACGGACAAGGGAGGUUGUUACGCCGCGAUGAUGGGUGGGGCGCCCUCCAAGAUGUCUCAGGCGCCGGUGGUAGGCGGUGGAGCGCAGGUGGCGAUAGACAAGUCGCCGCGUCAGCCCAUCAUGUCAUCCAACGUGGUGAUUCCCGCUUCGUCUUCCAACAUGGUUUUUUCGCUCGACGGGGGCGCUGCAAGCGAGAUGUCCGAGCACGCGUCCGACGGUUCGAUGAGUCGGAGCGGUUCGAUAGUGGACAUGGGGGCGUCCUGCGUUUUGUCGUCGUCGUCGUCGUCGUCCGCCGACUUCAUAAAGAGCGGGGAGUAUGGGAUGUCUUGCGGGGGUGCCAUGAACGGCUCGGCGGAAAAUGGUGGUGCCGCGGCGGCUGGAAGCGGUCCCGCGAGCCUAGAAGACUCGAGUUUUCUGCCGGACGUGCCCGCAUUUUGUUUGGAUGGCUUUGCGACGAAUUGCGGCGAAGGCGACAUGAUGAACAACUAUUCGUACGUGAACCAGCAGCAGAUGUCGCAGAAGUCUAUGAGCGGUCUCCAGUCGGCGGAGGUGACGUCAGACGACCAUUCAUACGCUUCCAUAAGAACGAAAGGUACUGGUGGAAUGUGUCUUUCGAAUGUGGCGUCGAUGAGCCAAUCGCAUGGUUCUGGCUCGAUUCAGUGCCAACAGCAGCCUUACGCGAGGGGAAGGGGAGGGUCUAGGACGUUUCAACCGCCACAAGGAUUUUUCGGUCAACAGCAAAUUGGCAGCAACGAACACCUGUCAUCUGCGGAAUCCGUAUCUUCUAUUGUUUCCUCUAACUGCAUGUCGCUUGACAUGGGCGCCUCGAACUCUUCGAGCGGCGUCGACCACCAGAGCGUUUCUUCUAACGGCAGCGGUUCGAUCGCUCUUCUAAAAACGAACCACCUUGACAUGCAACCAAACCACAAUUCUAACCUGAUUGAUUCCAACUACAGCAAUUCAUCUUCCUCAAGCCAUAUUUACAUCGCCUCCUCCGCCUCUGCUUCGUCCGCGAACGGCGCCGACAUGAGCGAGCGCAACGGCCACCCCUCCAACCUCUCCCAAGCCGCCUUCCAGCAGCCCUCUAUCUUUCAGACAAACCUGUCAUGCGGCGGCGACGUCAACAACCACCACCACACCGUCGUGGCCCCUCAGGCCCAACAACUCUCCAACGACCCCUCGCUGUACCAAAAAACCCCGGCCGCCGCCGGCAACGGCUACGAGCCCAACAACCUCGGCUCGGGGCCGAACGGCUCCGUCGACGACCUCCACCCACCAACGCCGAGCGGGGAACUGCAAAAUUCGAUCCUGAACCACCCCCUCGGGACCCCCGCCGCAACUCACUCCCUGUGUCCGUCACUCCUGUUCUCUCUGCCCAACGCGCCCCCCGCACCCAAAAAGAACGCUCAGGGCGACCUCUGCGGCCUCGUUCACGACGGCUCUCUCAACGUCGACAUGACCGGCAUCGUCGACUCUCUCGUCUUCGAGUCCCCCUCCUCCUCCAGGUUCUGCCAAUACGAGUCUGAGUGCCUCGCCCCAAACCCCUUCUACACCUCCUGAACGCCCCCCUCUCCCUCGCCCGCGCCGAGAUAUGUAUAUAUGUACAUUACACAUAUCAGACGUAAAAAA